ACGUGAUAAACAUUCACUACCAACCCUGGCUAGUCCAUGUGAAGUUACUCCAACGCAGACAUUCAUCAAUAUAUUUUGUUCUUUCAAUGAUAUCCUCUAGUCUAAGUUAUAAAUAUUCAUGGAGUAGUUACCCUUCGAUUUCCUGCCUUGCAAGUUUAUUUCAAACAUUAUAAACACCUAUGUUAUAGAGACAUAGCUCAUCAGUGUCUUGAGAACAACCAUGACUGCCUUGAGGCUAGCUUGUUGGGCUGUUACUUUGACUAUAAUCACCGCUACGCCUCUUGAUGACUACGUCAACGCUCCUGACCCAAACUAUGGUUAUAGGUACCUGACCUCAAUACAAGGCCCAAAUUUUGGAGUCUAUCUACUUAACAUGACGUCACAGAAAUGGCUUACAGAUGCAGUGACGACCACGCCGGUCUGGUGGCACGUAGUGGCUGUCAUUAUUCCCUCCAAAAUUGAAUACACAGACACGGCGUUUUUAUGGAUCGGAGAUCAUAGCAGCACAUAUGAUAUAACAAUGGAAGAACAAUUCAUUCAGACAAUGACUGCCCUCGCCGUCAGUACAGGUACUGUCUGUGGAGUUAUAUACCAAGUUCCCUUCCAGCCUAUUGUCUUUAAGGAUGAUCCUGACAGCAAAAGUCGUGUGGAAGAUGCCAUCAUCGCUUGGACUUGGAGAAAAUUUUUAGACAACGGAACAAAUCCUGAAAUUUUGUUGAGACUUCCAAUGACUAAGGCAGUCGUUCGAGGUAUGGACACCUUGUCAGCAUUCGCCAAACCUUACACUGGAUUUGCAAUUAACAAAUUUGUAGUUGGUGGAGAAUCCAAACGUGGCUGGACCACUUGGACCACAGCGGCAGUGGAUAAAAGGGUCAUUGGUAUGGUUCCUACAGUCAUGGACCUUCUCAAUAUUCAAAAGAAUCUGCAUCAUCACUACCGGUCAUUAGGAGGCUGGACAUUUGCGUUUGGGGAUUACUAUACUGAGAGAGUCACAAUAGAUCUGGACAGCCCAGUUAUGAAACUGAUGCAAGCUGUGAUUGACCCUAUAACCUACAGUAACAGAUACACCAUGCCAAAGAUGAUCGUCACAACAUCCGGGGAUGAGUUCUUCCUGCCUGACGACUCUUAUUAUUAUUUCGAUCAAUUGCCUGGUCCAAAGUUUUUAAGAAUUGUCCCUAACGCAGAGCAUUCAAUGAAAGGUCACCUGAUGAGCGAUAUUCUAGCUCUACAUAGCUUCUAUUUGACCAUUCUUGAAAACGCCACAUUCCCCACAAUGUCGUGGACCAGAAGUUCGACCUCCAUAAAUGGUAAAAUAAUGCUAACAACAUCUGUAGAACCAAUCAAGGUGACUAUGUACUAUGCCAAAACUCUGGACGGAAUCAGGCGCGACUUUCGAUUGGUUGUAAAAGAUCCCAAUUCCCAGAAUCCAAUGGUACAUCCAGUUGUUUGGCUAAAUGGGGAGGUGCAGAAGAUCAACGCCACCCAGUACAUGGCUGUGGUUGACAGACCUAUCGUUGGAUGGGCAGCUUUCUUUAUACAAGUUCAUUUCAACGGACCCAAAGGAUCAACCUUAGAGUUUACAACAGAGGUCAACAUCGUACCAGACACAUUCCCGUUUCCGGAUUGUUCCGGCACGUCGUGCGUAGGAAGUCUUGUUUAGCACAGACAUCAACAUAUCGAUUCUGUAUGUCUAGUGCUACAAAUAGAAUCUAUUGAAUAAACCAAAGUCUUCAACAGUU
Biomphalaria glabrata is the source of this 1739-nucleotide messenger RNA. Its product is annotated as autocrine proliferation repressor protein A-like. The record is from RefSeq and is a predicted model, not a curated record. NCBI's taxonomy places the organism in Eukaryota, Metazoa, Mollusca, Gastropoda, Planorbidae. The transcript is spliced from 12 exons. The coding region runs from base 221 to 1660 and encodes 479 amino acids.